AUGAGUGCUAAAGACAACUCUUGGGUGCUAGUUGGAAAAGAUGGACGCACCCAUGAUCUGUCACAUGGAAUGAUUUUUAUUGGAAGAGAAGAAUGUGAUAUUGUGUUACAGGCUGCAAGUGCAGACAAGCGGCAUGCUGUUUUAUGCUACAAUAAUAGUGAGCAGAAGUUCCAUAUCAAAGAUUUAAAUAGCUUGACUGGAACAUAUGUUAAUGGUAUUAGAAUUCCAGAACAAACUUAUGUCAAGCUGAAACGAUUGGAUUGUAUUAGAUUUGGUUAUGGACCAGAUGUUUUCUAUUUAGAGAAAAGCUCAAGUGCCUCUUCUCCUUGUAAAGAAGAAGCUCCUCUUCCCGUCAAAAAUGAAAAUGCGGUUAAGGAGGCCUGCAAAAAAGAAAAGCUGAAUCAGAAAGUUGAUGAAUCUUCUCUGAAAAAUGAUGUGAGCUCUGAAUCGUCAGUUGUGACGCGUGAUUCUAAUAACCCUCCUGAUUCUCUGUCCUUGAACCUUGUAAAUAGCCGUCAGCAAGAUAAAGAAUGGGAGUGGGUUGGGCAAGAUGGAACACUAUCAGAUAGUCCAGAUUAUAGUCAAAGAAGUGAAACGUCCUCUUGCUCAGCUCCUCCAAAUUAUGGAAGUGCAACUGCAGAUGACAGAGAUACCGGAUCUGCCCAUUCAUCGCCUGCUGCCACUGCAUUCACAAUUGCUUUUGAUACUGAAGCUAACACUCCAAGGAAAAAACUUGGAAUCCGAGACAGUAUUAGUAAAUUUGCUCCUAAUAAAAUAGAUACAGACAAUCGAGUGACCUUCCAAAAGAACAAUAAAACAGAACCAAGUCCAAAGAAAUUACCUAUUCCUGAUAAAACAGCUGCACACAAGUCAAGAACGCAGUUUGUCACUGCUGAUUUAAAAGACAUUAAUGAAGAAAUAGGAAAAAUUGCUGACUCCACGUCUUUCUUAAUUAAAAAAAUGCUGAAUGGUGAAGUUUCACCUUCUGAUAUUCCUGAAGAGAUGCCUUGCAAAGACAAACAAAAUGCACAAAAUGAUAUUGAUGAUCGUAGUGAAGCUGGUACAUAUACUGUUGAAACUGAACAAGCUGACUGUGAUGUUGAAGAAGCUAGGAAAAAAAUUGAUGAAGUUUUUGGUGUAAUCCAGCUUUCAAAUUCUGUCUUGUCAUCCUCAUAUUCUUCUAGCACAACCUCUUCAUCAAACAAGCAGAUUCCAAGACUCAAUGGUCGUUUAAAGCAGCCUGUUUUAAAAACGGCCGUUACUCCCAACAAAAGAGAUUCUUCUAUGUCAUGGAAUUCUGGAACUAAAGUUUAUGGAAGGACUCGAGGGCAAGGUCCUACACCAGCAGCUUCUACGGAAAGCCUUAAUCAUUCAGAUACGCUUCCCCGAUCCCUUCAGCGAACAAGGAAAAUGUCUGACCCCCCUUCCACACCAGACAGGACCCGUCGCUCGAAACAAAUGGUUGCACCUCCCAAGUCUCCUGCCAAAACAAAAGCACCAUCCACUUUGAAAUCUCCUGGAUCUCUAUCAAACAAUUUAUCUGCUGCACCAUCAAAUAGGGAAUCUGUAAAUAAAUGUCAAAACAUUACUCGAAGAAGGUCUACUGACAGCAGGUCAGAAGGUUCGAAAUCACCUCAUGCAGGCAGUGCACAGUGGCAGAAAGUUCCGUGGAAUUUAUCUGGCUCCGAUCUUGAUUUAGAUCGCAGCAAGUCUGAGAACAAUAGUAUUCUCUCAGAUACUAGCACUGAACCAAGUUCACACAGCUCACAUUCUGGGCAAGGUAGAGGUGGACCAUCCGAUCAAAGUGGCCCUCAAAUGCGCCUAAAUCGAGCCUUUGCUCUGCGUCGAGCCCGCCUUGAAGCAGAAGGGAGCAAAAGACCAGGCAAGGAAAAUCGAGCCUCAGUUGGUGGACAACCAAAGCUGCCUGCUAAAAAGGCAUCUUCCUCUUCACGGUUGUCUUCAAGUACUUCAACCUUGAGGGAUGAAAGCAGUAGUGGAGGAAGCAGUAGCAAGUUGAGUUAUCGAUUAGCACCAAGUAUGAAUAAGUCUUUCUCUGGCAGACAAAUGGUUCAGAAUACCGAUCCAUUGAAGCGAAAAAUUGUUUCUAGUCAUAACAUGGAUGAUUACCAGUGUAGAGGCUCUAGCAAAGAAAUAACUGCUUUAGAUUCUCUAGUCAUAUCUGCCAUACAUCAAUUGGCAUCAAAGCUCUGGGCGAAUUCUAAGGAAUUAUUGGAAAGAGAAAGAAAAAAAUGUCCGAAAGGUAGCGAUACUUGGUUGAUGAUUGAUGAAGUCCUGCCACAGGGUCCUGUCUCUGGAACACCAGAAGAUGGAGACUUCACUAAAGAUCUGUCCAGUAUUUUGAAAAAUUUGAAACGGGUUGAACAAGGCUUAGAUGUAUUGUCCUCUAUUCUUGAAAAUGGCCGUGAUCCAGAACCUGGUGUUGAAGCAAAAACACCUUUGCCACAGAAUUUUUUUGUUGUGAAUAUGUGA
Uloborus diversus is the source of this 2490-nucleotide messenger RNA. Its product is annotated as centrosomal protein of 170 kDa protein B-like. The record is from RefSeq and is a predicted model, not a curated record. The transcript has 15 exons. Bases 1 to 2490 code for a protein of 829 amino acids. Lineage: Eukaryota; Metazoa; Arthropoda; Arachnida; Araneae; Uloboridae. Gene Ontology annotation, molecular function: protein binding.